This is a messenger RNA of Meyerozyma guilliermondii ATCC 6260, 771 nucleotides long. RefSeq lists its product as uncharacterized. NCBI's taxonomy places the organism in Eukaryota, Fungi, Ascomycota, Pichiomycetes, Serinales, Debaryomycetaceae. Gene Ontology annotation, cellular component: trans-Golgi network. The transcript has a single exon. The coding region runs from base 1 to 771 and encodes 256 amino acids. The record is from RefSeq and is a predicted model, not a curated record. Gene Ontology annotation, biological process: endoplasmic reticulum to Golgi vesicle-mediated transport.
AUGGUCGGUUCUCCAAGUGUUGACGACUUUAUAAUUCCCGACGAGGACCCUGCUCCCGCCAGCAAGCUGGCACCUGUACCAAGUGCCCAAACCUCUCAGCCUGGAUUCCAAUUUGGACUGUGGGGUCAAUUUGGACCGAAGGUUGAUUUGAGUUCGACAUUCACACCGUUCGUUUCUGGAACCGAUAAUAACCGCAUUCUGGAACAUCAGUAUGCUGGUGGAGAUACUCUUGAUGAGCCCGUGUGGCACACAUUAAGGCGAGACUUGUUGCAAAUAGCCAAAAGACUUGCAAUUGUAGUAUGGCCCAUGCAACUUUCACGGCUAGCCUCUCAGCAACAGCAAAGAUUUGUACGUUUUGCUUCUAGCAAUGGUAUACGCCUCCCUCCUACAAUAAUGAACCAACCGGUUGCUGUGGAUGCCAAUGAAGAUGAGGACAGAGAAGCUAGUUAUUCCAAUCGAGACCUCUUGUCGCUGGAGAAUUUGGAUUGGGAUCUCUGGGGACCACUCUUAUUUUCAUUAGCAUACUCUGUGACAUUGGGGGUUUCAGCCAGCAAAAACCAAACCAACCUGGUGUUUUCUGGCUCAUUUGCAUUUGUAUGGAUCUUUUAUAUUGUCAUUGGAUUGAACAUUCAAAUGUUAGGUGGUAACAUCCUCGUUCAUGUCAGCCAUAAGGUGCUGCUGGUUACUCCAUGUUCCCCAUUGUCGUUGGUGAGUUAUUAUGCCUGCAAAGAAUUCGAUGGAAAACUCCUACGUUUGGCAGUCAUGGCGUAG